Orycteropus afer afer is the source of this 2385-nucleotide messenger RNA. RefSeq names its product receptor interacting serine/threonine kinase 4 (gene RIPK4). Gene Ontology annotation, biological process: protein phosphorylation. NCBI's taxonomy places the organism in Eukaryota, Metazoa, Chordata, Mammalia, Tubulidentata, Orycteropodidae. The transcript is spliced from 8 exons. Gene Ontology annotation, molecular function: protein kinase activity; ATP binding; protein binding. The record is from RefSeq and is a predicted model, not a curated record. The coding region runs from base 1 to 2385 and encodes 794 amino acids.
AUGGAGGCUGAGUGCGGGAGCCCGUGGACCCUGGGACUGCUGCGCACUUUCGAAGCGAGCGAAUUCGCAGGCUGGGAGAAAGUCGGCUCCGGCGGCUUUGGGCAGGUGUACAAGGUGCGACACGUCCACUGGAAGACAUGGCUGGCCAUCAAGUGUUCUCCGAGCCUGCACGUCGACGACAGGGAGCGCAUGGAACUCUUGGAAGAAGCCAAGAAGAUGGAAAUGGCCAAGUUUCGUUAUAUAUUGCCUGUGUAUGGUAUAUGCCGAGAACCUGUUGGCCUUGUCAUGGAGUACAUGGAGACAGGCUCACUGGAAAAAUUGCUGGCCUCGGAGCCACUGCCAUGGGAGCUGCGCUUUCGCAUCACCCACGAGACCGCGGUGGGCAUGAACUUCCUGCACUGCAUGUCCCCACCUCUCCUCCACCUGGACCUCAAGCCCGCCAACAUCCUGCUGGAUGCCCACUACCACGUCAAGAUUUCUGACUUUGGGCUUGCCAAGUGCAAUGGGCUGUCCCACUCACAUGACCUCAGCAUGGAUGGGCUGUUUGGCACCAUUGCGUACCUCCCUCCAGAGCGCAUCCGUGAGAAGAGCCGACUCUUUGACACCAAGCAUGAUGUAUACAGCUUUGCCAUCGUCCUCUGGGGGGUGCUUACACAGAAGAAACCAUUUGCAGAUGAGAAGAACAUCCUGCACAUCAUGGUGAAGGUGGUGAAGGGUCACCGCCCUGAGCUGCCACCAGUCUGCAGACCCCGACCCCGGGCCUGCAGCAACUUGAUCCGCCUCAUGCAGCGGUGCUGGCAGGAUGACCCACGCGCACGGCCCACCUUCCAAGAAAUUACUUCUGAAACUGAGGACUUGUGUGAAAAGCCUGAUGAUGAAGUGAAAGAAACAACUCAAGAUCUAGAUGUGAAAAGUCCCCCGGAGCCCAAGAGCGAGGUGGUACCUGUGUCCACGCCCCUCAAGCGCGCCUCAGCCCCAACAUUUGAUAAUGACUACAGCCUUUCGGAGCUGCUAUCACAGCUGGACUCUGGAAUUUCUCAGACCAUCGAAGGCCCAGAAGAGCUCAGCCGCAGCUCCUCAGAAUCCAAACUCCCCUCAUCAAGCAGUGACAAAAGGCUUUCAGGGGUCUCUUCCGUUGAUUCCGCCUUCUCAUCCAGAGGGUCGCUGUCCUUGUCUUUCGAGCGUGAGCCUUCAACAGGCGAUCUUGGCACGACAGACAUUCAGAAGAAGAAGCUGGUGGAUGCCAUCAUAUGUGGGGACACCAGCCGGCUGAUGAAAAUCCUGCAGCCCCAGGAUGUAGACCUUGUCUUGGAGGGCAGUGCCAGCCUCUUGCACCUGGCCGUGGAGGCUGGCCAGGAGGAGUGUGUCAAGUGGCUUCUCCUCAACAAUGCUAACCCCAACUUAACCAACCGGAAAGGCUCCACGCCUCUGCAUCUGGCCGUCGAGCGGAGGGUGCGUGGUAUUGUGGAGCUGCUACUGGCCCGCAAGAUCAGCGUUAAUGCCAAAGAUGAGGACCAGUGGACGGCCCUGCACUUUGCUGCCCAGAACGGGGACGAAGCCAGCACACGUCUUCUGCUGGAAAAGAAUGCCUCCGUUGAUGAGGCAGACUGCGAGGGCCGCACACCUGUGCACGUGGCCUGCCAGCACGGCCAGGAGAGCAUUGUGCGCAUCCUGCUGCGCCGUGGAGUAGAUGCUGGCCUGCAGGGCAAGGACGCCUGGGUCCCACUGCACUAUGCUGCCUGGCAGGGCCACUUGUCUAUUGUGAAACUGCUGGCCAAGCAGCCGGGAGUGAGCGUGAAUGCCCAGACACUGGAUGGGCGGACACCCCUGCACCUGGCUGCUCAGCGAGGGCACUACCGUGUGGCCCGCAUCCUCAUUGAUCUCCACUCCAAUGUCAACAUCUGCAACCAGCUCUUGCAGACGCCCCUGCAUGUAGCCGCUGAGACGGGCCACACAAGCACCUCAAGGUUGCUUCUGCACCGUGGUGCUGAGAAGGAGGGACUGACCUCAGAGGGCUGCACAGCCCUGCACCUGGCUGCCCGGAAUGGACACCUGGCCACUGUGAAGCUGCUGGUGGAGGAGAAGGCUGACGUGCUGGCCCGUGGGCCACUGAGUCAGACGGCUCUCCACCUGGCUGCUGCCCAGGGACACUCAGAGGUAGUGGAGGAGCUGGUCAAUGCUGACAGCAUCAACUUAUCUGAUGACCGGGGCCUCAGCGCGUUGCACCUCGCUGCCCAGGGCAGGCAUGCAAAGACGGUGGAGGUCCUCCUUAAGCAUGGGGCCCACAUCAAUUUACAGAGCCUCAAGUUCCAGGGUGGCCAGCAGCUGGGUGGAUCACCUGGCCACAGCCCUACAUCCACACUCCUUCGAAGAAGUAAGACCUAG